This is a messenger RNA of Aphanomyces invadans, 1441 nucleotides long. Its product is annotated as CAMK/CAMK1 protein kinase. Gene Ontology annotation, molecular function: ATP binding; protein kinase activity. Lineage: Eukaryota; Oomycota; Saprolegniomycetes; Saprolegniales; Verrucalvaceae. The transcript is spliced from 6 exons. Gene Ontology annotation, biological process: protein phosphorylation. The coding region runs from base 41 to 1357 and encodes 438 amino acids. The record is from RefSeq and is a predicted model, not a curated record.
CGCUAGUACGAACGAUAACAAGAGUUGACGGGUGCCGUGGAUGUCGACGCCGGCGGCGGCGUGUGCCGGUGGUCACCCACCACAGGAAGACUUGUGGAUGCCGCCGCCAGAUCCGAAUGACGCGCCGUUGACGCCAUCCCCAGCCACGCCAUCCCUCGACCUGCCAAACGCGGCCGACGUGUCCUCGGCCCCGCCACCCCACGCCACCCCAACAAAACGACCCUCCACACCCGACAACCCCAUCGAAGCCGCGCCCGAGUUCCGUGGCACCAUCGUCACCAACUACCCCAUCCUGCCACACAUCCACGCAACGUACACGUUUGGUCCGUCGAUUGGCCAUGGAGCGCACUCGGUCGUGUACGCCGGCCUGGACAAGACGAACGGAUGUGCCGUCGCGAUCAAGGCCAUCUCGCGCCACCACCUGGACCAGUUUUACCUGGACGCGUUGGGCCACGAAAUCGAAUUCCUCCACCAGCUCCGCCACCACCCGCACAUCGUCACACUGCACGCCGUGUACGCUGACGCAGACCAGUACUAUCUUGUCACCGAGUACCUGGCAGGGGGCGAGCUCUUUGACCGCAUCGUCGAGCAGGAGUACUACAGCGAAAGCGAAGCGCGGACGAUCGUGCGGCUGAUUCUCCAAGCGCUCAAGCAUUGCCAUGACCACGAUAUCGUGCAUCGCGACCUCAAGCCGGAAAACAUUUUUUUGGGGUCGGCGACCGACCACACGUCGGUCAAGAUCGGCGACUUUGGAUAUGCCGCGACCGCGACCGACCUCACGUUGACGACGUCGUGCGGCACGCCAAGCUAUGUCGCGCCCGAGAUCUUGCUGCAUCUUCCGUAUGGCAAGCCCGUCGACGUGUGGAGCGCGGGGGUGAUUACGUUCAUCCUCUUGGCGGGGUACAUGCCGUUCCACGGCACCACCCAAGUCGAGCUCUUUGCACGCAUCAAAACCGCCGACUACGACUGCCCGGACGACUUGUCCGCGGACGCCCAGGACUUCCUGACCAAGAUGCUCGUCGCCGCGCCGUCGGAGCGGUACACGGUCGACCAGCUCCUGAGCCACGUGUGGAUUACCGGGUCCGUUGUCCCGACGUACCCGCUCGCCAAGACCCGCGACGAGCUCCGACGAUUCAAUGUCCGGCGAAAGCUCCGAGCGUCUGUCCGCGCGGUCCAAGCCACCGAUACGUUCGCGAAGGUCCACAAGGUGCACACGGACGGAGUAGACGACUGCGUGGAUCACCACGCGGCGUUCCUCGAGCUUCCGACAACUUUCGUCGUUUCAAAGGACACCACGCCCCACCUGCCGUCCGCGCGAAGUUGGUUUCGAUCGAUGCGGGUGCAUCCCAACUGCUAACACGUGCCGUGUGCCUCAUAUCUCGCACCAGGACGCGCGACUUUCGAUGCGACCUCGUCAAACGACAUGGAGCGAGGUUGGUGG